Molecule: messenger RNA, 1874 nt
Organism: Penaeus chinensis
Lineage: Eukaryota; Metazoa; Arthropoda; Malacostraca; Decapoda; Penaeidae
Product: carboxypeptidase B-like
Exons: 6
Coding region: 54-1325 (423 amino acids)
Biological process (GO): proteolysis
Molecular function (GO): zinc ion binding; metallocarboxypeptidase activity
Source: RefSeq, a predicted model, not a curated record
CGCGCUGCGUGAACGACAGAACCCAGUGUUGAGAAUUUACGUUUUGCAAGAGGAUGACGGUGUUGGCGCUGUCCCUCGUUAUCCUGACCUCGGUCGCGUCCGCAGCGAAAGCCCAGACAUCGACUCAUCAUGAGGCUCUCCGUGGUCAUCAGAUAUGGCAGCUCCCCGGCGACGUAGGCCCCGUGGCCCUGGAGCUCCUGCAGAAGGGUUUGCUCGACGUCCUGGCUCGUUCUGGGACCUCCAGGAAAGUCCGCGUCCCCCCCCAGUUCCUUGAGGAAGCUCGGAGGAUCCUGCAGGAGAGAGGCGUUGCUCACGAGAUCCUGACUGAAGACCUGGCCACGUUCUUAGAGAACCAUGAGCGUCAAACCAAAAGGUCAACGAACUCGGAAUCCUGCGAUCCGAACGCGUGCCCGAGGCCCUUCAGGGACAACUAUAUGACCUUCGAACAAAUGGAAUGGUUCCUCAAGCAACUGUGCGAGCGCAGCCCCCGCGCCUCCCUCGCCUCCAUCGGGAAGACGAACGAGAACAGAGACAUCUGGAUGGUCCGCCUCCGCCUCGAGGACCCCGAGGAGGACUCCGAGGAGGACGCCGAGGCAGCCAGCGCCGUCUGGAUCGAGGCAGGUAUACACGCGCGAGAGUGGAUUUCUUCGGCAGUGGCUUUGCACCUCCUGGAGACGCUGCUGCGGGAUGGCGGCGACGUCGGCAACUUCGAUGUGCAUGUGGUCCCGAUGGCCAAUCCCGACGGCUAUGAGUACAGUCGCAUGCACAACCGGUUAUGGCGUAAGAACCGACGCACAACGUCCAAGGCCGACUGCGCAGGCGUCGACCUGAACCGCAACUGGAGCUUCCAAUACGGCGCGGGCGCUUCAGAAAACGAAUGCAGUGAGGUUUUCAUGGGCACCGAGCCCUUCUCCGAGCCAGAGACAAAGGCCCUUCGAGAUGCCAUGACGAGAGUGAAGGACCAGCUAAAGUUGGUCCUGUGCCUCCACAGCUACGGCCAGCAGCUGCUCUACCCGUGGGGCUACUCCACGAUGGACGUAGCACCGCACACCGACGAUUUAGUGAGGGAAGGCAAAGUAUUCGCGGAAGCUGCCCAAUACUCGGACAACACAUCCUACGCCGUGGUAAAUGCCGCAUCGGGCCUGUACGUCGCCUCAGGCACCACCUCAGACUGGUCUUUGGGAGCCCUGGGAGUCAAGUACUCGUACACACUUGAACUUAGAGACGAAGGAGAACAAGGGUUCCUCCUUGAUCCGAGUAAUAUUGUUCCUUGCACCGAGGAGGUGCGGGCAGGUCUUCAGGCCCUCUUGAAGAAGAUUAUUUAGACACUGCAAAGGCCUUUUCUCCUGUCCCCUUUUCUCAUUUCUAAACAGUAGCUCUUUUUUCUUUCCUUCCUUCUCUGUCUUUGCCGAGAAAUCCAGAAAUUCCAUGCUGCCAGGGUCGCCGAGAAGGUAAUUGAAUGAUAAGUGAUAAGCUCUUUGCACGUCCACCUGUUACCCCGUGAAGGUAAUGGGCACUGGCGGACACAUUCAAAGGAGGAUAGAUUCGUGGUCUCUCUUCAAUUACUUCUACUGUAGAAUAAUAACUAUAAGGUCUUAUAGACGUGCAGAUUCAGCCUAAACAAGAGUGGAGCUAAAUGAUAACACGUUGGAGCGCCUCACUAAGAUCCAGCCAUUUAAGUGUUCCUGAUGAAACCCUUUGUGGGAAUUCCUUUCUUAACGAGAUAUUCUUCGUGCCCAUGUCGUAUACACAGCAGGUAAUUCUAUAAAUCGCCGCCAUGGUGGAUGUGUCGUAUCAAACCUUCACCGACACAGUAAUAGACAAACGAAUGUAAUGUAAUGAAUAUUGAUAAGAAUAGAUUUAUCAUUAUUACA